AUGUGGUCUACGUCUCGCCGCGGGACGCCGUCAUUGGUGGAAUUCGGGGUAAACUCUGGGCAAUACACCAACAAGGCGAAGGGGAAGUCUUCCAGCUACACCUUCAUGACCUAUUCGUCGGACCAGCUGCACAGCGCAGUGCUCUCGAAUCUACAACCCGAAACCACCUACUACUACCGCAUCGCAAGAAAAGGGCCGGAACGUUCCUUUGUAACGCCGCCGACCGAUGCUGGUGCUGACGUCAGCAUCGCUGUUGUUGGUGAUAUUGGUCUGUCCAAAGCAGCCCGCACAACCAUCACCUGUCUUUCCCAGCAGUCCCACUCCCUCACCCUCGUCCCGGGUGACCUAUCCUAUGCCAACGGCUUCCAAUCCGUUUGGGACAGGUGGCAGAACCUGAUUGAACCAGACGCCAGCACCCACCCUUGGAUGGUCGUGCCUGGAAACCAUGAAGCUGAGGCACUUAGCGCGAUCAGCCCAAAGGGGUUCGAGUGGCCCGCAUUUCUUAAGCGAUCCGCUUUGCUAAACAGCGGCGCUUUCCGGGCGUAUAAGAAGCGGUGGGUCAUGCCGUCUGCUGCUAGCGGGUCGCCUUCUAAGCUGUUCUACUCGUUUGAGGUGGGAGGGGCGCAUAUCAUCGUGCUCUCCUGCUAUUCGCCCUUUGGCCCCGACUCUGACCAGCGCAAAUGGCUGCAGAGGGACCUAUCAAGUGUGGAUCGCUCGAGAACCCCCUGGCUCAUAGCAUCGCUGCACGAGCCGUGGUACCACUCUAACAGUGACCACCAAACAGACGGGCAGGACAUGCGGAAGGCCCUGGAAGAAACGCUUUAUGCCACCCGCGUUGACAUGCUGAUCACCGGCCACGUGCAUGCAUACGAACGGACGACCCGCCUGUACAACGGCAAGGAGGACCCCUGUGGGAUCAUGCACAUCACCGUUGGGAGUGGCGGGAAGGACCUAUACCCCAGCUUCGUCUCCCCCAAGCCUGCAUGGUCGGCCUUCAGGGAAGCCGCCUUUGGUUUUGCUCUCUUCAAAAUCGAUGGCAGUGCAGCAGGGGAGGCAGAUUGGGAGUGGCACAAAAACGACGAUUCGCCCACUGUUGCUGCGGACUCUGCUCGCCUUGUCAGCCUUGCAAGUGCCUCUACUCCUGCUGAAUGCCGCCCAGCGUGA
Messenger RNA from Closterium sp. Naga37s-1, 1164 nucleotides. Lineage: Eukaryota; Viridiplantae; Streptophyta; Zygnematophyceae; Desmidiales; Closteriaceae. The record is from the annotation of a GenBank genome assembly.